CUGCUCCUUCUCAGUUUCUGGGCAAGAGGCUUUCCAUCCAAAGCUUCAUGUGGGAGGCUUCAUGUUGGCAUCCAGAGUACAUGUCCCAAAUAUGUCCAGCCUCACUUCCUGAUCCUAGUGCCAAAGAGCUGCAGACAGAUGACAGCAGCUCUCCUCCUUCCAUACUGAGGAAAAGGCCACCUGUGGACCAAGCUGUGGGGGAGAAGCGGAGAGCAGAGCGAAGGGUUCGAUUUCGUGAGCCAGAAGAAGUCAUUGAACAUGUAAUUUCCUGCUGUGACUACGUAGUGGCAGAUGACAGGACAUCAUCUGGGUUGCCUGUGCUCCUGUGGCUCUUGCUUUGUGCAGUGCUGAUCCUUGCUGUGAGUCUCUACUACACCAGCAUGAAGCAGGAUGUCACAGUCCUGGAGGAAUUUCAAUCCCAACUUGUCAUCUUCUUUCUUCACCUAAGACACGUUGCUCAGAGGUGCUGGACUUGGUUUCUGAGGCAGUAG
This is a messenger RNA of Agelaius phoeniceus (red-winged blackbird), 491 nucleotides long. RefSeq names its product chromosome 6 C14orf180 homolog (gene C6H14orf180). The record is from RefSeq and is a predicted model, not a curated record. Gene Ontology annotation, cellular component: plasma membrane. NCBI's taxonomy places the organism in Eukaryota, Metazoa, Chordata, Aves, Passeriformes, Icteridae.